AUCAUUUUUUACACUUUGAAUAGGAUUGUUACACCAUAUAAUCAAGUAUCACCUGAACGUACAAGUUAGUUAAGUUAAUUAAUAAUGGAAGUGUUUCAUAUUUUUGUCACAGUUCUUGCCUUCAUAGUUAAUUUACCAAGCGUGGUUUUAACAGAGGAACAACCAUGUCACAAUAAAUUCGAGUAUGAAUACCAUGUAAUAGAACAGUUGAUUAUUCUUAAACAAAAACUGGAGAGACAAGAACGUGUCAGUGUGGACCUAAAGAAGGAGUUAAACGGUGCUCAUAAAACUAUUGAUGAGCUACAAAAUCAAUUGAGUCUUCAAGAUGGGUCAACUUAUAUCCGUUGGGGAAGGAAAGCUUGCCCUAAAGAUGCCAUUUUAGUAUACGAAGGUAGUGCUGCUGGUGGAAAUGAAUUAUUCGAAGGGGCAGCUGCCAACACACUUUGUCUUUCUAACAAACCCGAGUGGGAUGAAUACAUUGACGGAUUUGGAGGUGGUACGAGAAUUUAUGGUGCAGAAUACUGGGCCCAAGGAACCCUCCCUAAAUUUAAUGCCCUCCAUAACCACGAUGUACCAUGCGUAGCAUGUCGCAUUCGGCACGGUAACGUAAUGAUGGUGCCUGGACAGAACAGUUGUCACGGAGGUUACACUUUACAGUAUUCAGGUUACCUCAUGGCUGGUCUUUUUGGGGACCCUGGGACAUCAGAAUAUAUCUGUAUGGACCGGGAACCCGAGAAAGGCAAAUUCUGGUAGUGGUGAUAAACCCGGGAAAAACUUCCGUUUAACUCAGGGAGAAUGCGGUGUCCUGAAGUGUCCCCCCUAUGUUGAAGGAAGGGAAAUCACUUGUGCGGUGUGUUCCUAUACUUCAGGAGCGAGUGUUUACCCGCUGUUAUAAUAUAAUACUGUUUAACAGAACGGCACAAUAUACAUGUUCCAUAACCAUUUAAAUCAUGACCAAUAGCUUGGUCAUUCCAGACGAUAUACUGUUUUAGAAAUAUAUUUUUGUACUAAUGAAUUAUUAGAUAAUAUUCCAAAAUUCAAUUAUAAUAUUAUAAUUUUAAGUUGAUGCUUAAUAUUAAAAACUAAUACCUUUUGCAAGAAAAUGUUUCUUAUAUAUUCAGUUUGUUACUUACUUCUCAAUUCUUCUUUUUCCCUUUUAAUAAGAACUUAUUAAGAUGCGAGCAAGUCACGGAAGAUUGACAACGAAAAGUUAUAUGUUGAAUGUAGCAAAUGGAGUUAAAGGCACAGUAAAUUAAUUGUUUAUUUAAGAUAUUCAAAGCCCUUUUAUUUUUCUACAUUUGAAAUAAAUAUGCAUAGCCAAAUAUAUUUUUUGGUUAGUAAAAUGGUACAGAAAAAUGAAAAAAGAAAAGGUUCGCAACGCUUUUCAAAUUAAAUCAAGCUAAGAUAAAAAAAAAAGAUAAGAUUUUCAAUUUAUUUCUGAGAAUAUUUCUUAAUUAUCGUUAAAGUUCCACAGUUGAUAAUUUAUUAUUUAUGUGAUAUGCUUAUGGACCUCAGUGGGGUGCCUUAAAGGACCACUAGUAUCCAUCAAAGCAUACAUUCAACAAAUAUUUCUGCUACCUUUAAUUUAAUGUUGCCAAUGUAUUUUUUAUUAUUAAAGGCAUGAAAGUAGAAAUCGCAAUGUCCAAAUUUAAUUUUGUAUCAACAUUGCCAAAUUCAGUGAGGCGUUUAUAACUUCCUUUUUACAAAUCUAAGUACAUUGUAAGUAAAUUGCUGCUGUAUUUUUAAGAAUACAAGUAAACAAUGGAUUUUUAAGACGGUUAAAAAUGUUAAUGACUUAAAGAUAGGAUCUUGUAUCUGUGCAGGUCUGAUGAUAAUGUCCUCAUAGGUAAAAAAAACUUUUGUCGUCUACAGGUUAAAAAGUUACAAAGUAUCUAAACAAAUAAAGUUAUUGCAAAACAUACCUGUCCAUAACAAAAAUAAAGAAUACGGAAGAAAAUAAGUUUUCUUUUUAAAAAAGACUACCUAAAAAAUAAUAUACAAAUCAAAAGACUACAUAUUUUUCAAAUUUUCAACUGUCUGCUUUUUUCUGACACCUAAGUAAAAGCCUUUUUCGUUGUUCAUACUCCAUUAAACACUCGUGAAGCGACAAUAACCACUAAUUUUGUAUUUUUCCUGUCCUUUAUUUAUUUUUUCUUUAUAUUUCCAUACUUCUACUUUCUCGUAAGUCAAUAUCAAUUUGCAUGAUGGUGAUCUGUAACUGGUCAAAUCAAUAAAAUGUAUUGUUGUU
Molecule: messenger RNA, 2248 nt
Organism: Ruditapes philippinarum (Manila clam)
Lineage: Eukaryota; Metazoa; Mollusca; Bivalvia; Venerida; Veneridae
Exons: 2
Coding region: 85-753 (222 amino acids)
Source: RefSeq, a predicted model, not a curated record